AUGCUCACUCCUGCACUGCUUCUCGUCGCCACCGCCGCCGUCAGCUCGUAUGCGUCGCCGUACUACGCAAAUACAUCGGCUGUUGAGCCGCACAAUCUGUACAAGCGCAUCAGCUCUGGCUGUUCUGCGACGACUACGAAGAGCUGCUCGAGCAGCGCGUCGGGAACUUGCUGCUUCGAGGCACCAGGCGGUCUACUUGUUCAGCCUCAGUUCUGGGACACGGAUCCCAUCACUGGUCCGGCUAAUAGUUGGACCAUCCACGGACUCUGGCCCGACAAGUGUGAUGGUACAUACGAGGAGAACUGCGACUCAUCACGUGACUACACCAACAUCGGUACGCUUCUGAGCAACGCAGGACUGAGCUCCUUGGUCACGUAUAUGGAAGAGUUUUGGGUCAGUAAUUCUGGCACAGCCGAGUCGCUCUGGGAGCACGAAUGGGCGACGCACGGUACUUGCUACAGCACUCUUGAGACAUCCUGCCUCCCAUCUGGCAGCACGAAGGGUGCCGAAGCCGUUGCCUUCUUCCAGACGACUGUGAACCUGUUCAAGAGCCUCCCGACGUAUACCUGGCUGGCGAACGCCGGUAUCACGCCCAGCACAAGCAAAACCUACACGCUCGCGCAGUUGCAGAGUGCGAUCAAAUCUGCGUGGGGCCAUACUCCCGCGUUUGAUUGCGAUGGCUCGGACGUGUACCAGAUCUACUACUACUACUAUCUCGAAGGCUCUGUCAUUGACGGGACCUUCGUCCCCAUCGACGCCCCGUCCUUUGAGUCGGGCUCGUGCAGCUCCUCGGCAGCACUGAAGUACUUACCCAAGACGGGCGACACGACAACAGUAGGCGGUUCGACGCCAACCACAACCACAAAGGGCUCGACAACGACAGCUUCCUCGCCGACGUCAACUUCGACGGGGACUGCCGGCAGCAUUCCCUCGAAGGCGACCAUCAGCGCAAUCACGUCAUCUGGCAACACGCUCGGUGGCUUGCUUUCGUAUGGCACCUGGUCAACGCAAACUCCCGGAACGUAUACCCUCAGCGGCACCGUCAGUUCUUUCCAGAUCUCUUCCUCGAAGGGAACGUGCGGGGUGUCUAGCGGCACCUUCUCCUGCGGUAGUGGCGUAAGUUCAAGCUUCUCCGCCAUAUCUUCCGGGAGCAACACGCUACUUGCAUACUCGGGCAGCACUGCGUUCUCGAGCGACGCCUCUCCCAGCGGAUCCACCCAGGAGACUGUCUACACCGGCUCGAGCCAUAGCCAAAAGUACACGCUUGCGCUGAUCUCUACAUGA
Molecule: messenger RNA, 1284 nt
Organism: Peniophora sp. CBMAI 1063
Lineage: Eukaryota; Fungi; Basidiomycota; Agaricomycetes; Russulales; Peniophoraceae
Source: the annotation of a GenBank genome assembly